Molecule: messenger RNA, 1790 nt
Organism: Paramuricea clavata
Lineage: Eukaryota; Metazoa; Cnidaria; Anthozoa; Malacalcyonacea; Plexauridae
Source: the annotation of a GenBank genome assembly
AUGGAAACUGCCUUCAAGCAAUUUGAGAAAAGAAUUAAUGCCCUUCAAGAAUUAGAUCAAAAUGGGGAAUCGGGGUUUGCCCGAGAAUUUCAGGUAUAAAGGUUUUAAAUUUUGCUAUAUUUUGGUAUAAAUUGACUUGUGUUGCUGUAUAUAUCUUGGAAUAAUAUGUCAUAUUAUUGGUUUCCAUUCAGCGAAUAUUUAGGAUUCGUAUGUGCAUUAAUAUGUGCUAGUAUUCUUAUAGAAUAUAGCUUAUCGUGUGUUAUAUAGGAAUAUUAAAAAUAUGUAUGGUAGCCAAAGGUCUGUAUCUAAGAUUAUUUAGAUUAAAAUUAUUAUGAGGCCUUUGCAAGCUAGUUGAAUACACCCUUUCGAUAAUUACAUCACACAUACUUUUUGGUCUUGGAGCCUCGCUCUCAUUAGCAAAUUAUGCAAGAUGAUUGGCUCACGAUUCAUGAGAGCGAGGCUCCCAGGCCAAAUGACGUAAUUAUCGAACAAAUAUGUUACAAAUAUGUACAGUAUAUAUCUUCCUUACAAAAUUAAAAUUGUCAAUGAAAUCUGGUCACCCAUAGCUGCAAUUACCAUGGAAUUACCCGUAAGAAUGUAAAUGAUGCACAUGUUCAGCAAAUUAUGAUGAUCCAAGCUUUAUGGAUAGAAAGCUUUGUUAUAUACAGUACUUAUAUAUGCAAUAUUGCAUAUAGUAUUUUGAGAAAACCCCAACCAAUUUAAUGCUAGGGGUUGCUUGAAUCAGUGGCAUAACUGGCGGGUGUCUGGGUGUAGAGACGGGGGCCCUAGUAGCAAAAAUGACCAUAAAUUUUUUGCUAGUGCAUUGGGCAAAUUGGCUCGAGUGUCAGUUACAGAGGGCCAGAAAAUUUUAAAUAGGUGGCCCCCAAAAGCAGGAAUUUAUGAAAUUUGGACCCUUUUUUUAGCAGACAUCGAUGGGGAAAAAUUUUUGUGACUUUAUUUUUUACUUGUCAUAGUCCGGAAAGUUUUUUUGAAGCCCUUUUUUAAUUAAUGAAUAUCGUUCGAAAAGUUUUUUUCUUCCCCCACCCUGACCCCUGCCAACUUCUUUGAGGAAAAAAUCAGGAAGUUGCGUUACACCACAGUGCUUGAAAUCUAGUAAAAUUUACAUGAUUAGGUAUCUGAUUUUAACACGUUGAAAACAAAUGUAAGGAAAAUUAAUAUAAAUUGUGUUGGAAUUGAAGCAUUUACAAGAUUGGGUCAGAAAAUUAGAUCCACAUUGCCCCCACAAAGGAUUAAUUUCUGCUGUCCGGAUGGGUCUGAUAAUAGUAUAAGUGACUAUUAGGAUGUCUAAAGGGGAUAGGGGUUAUUACUUCCAAUUUCCUCUGUGAGGGAGGUUAAUAUGGAUGUUUUCUAGAAUGACGUAUUAGCUCAGUACAGCUCCAAUAUCAACAUGCACUGUUUUAAACUCUACGAUUUCUCAUGUAUUCAGGCGCUCAGACAGACAUCGUUCAAGUAUAAAGCGAAAGGAAACACUGCCUACGCGACGAAAGCCGGAGAAUGUCCUGUUAACAGAGCCAAGAACAGAUUCAAAGAUAUUUUACCAUGUGAGAUUAUUACAUAUUUAUGCACCUCAACAGAUUUUGAACUAUGAUAUCGAUUUCCGAUCCAAAAACAAAAUGAUGAAAUAUAAAUUCUCCUAAGUUUGCAUUUAUAUUAGCUAUAAGAUACUAUAAAUAUAUUCUUUUUAUAUGAUUUUAGUUGAUUACUCCAGAGUCACGCUUCCAUCAACUGAUGAUGACAAUUCCGAUUACAUCAAUGCUAAUUUUGUCCAG